UAAGGCAGCCUUCUGUUCUUCUGCAAGCUCCCCCAUGCAUUGGUCCAAUUUAACCCAAAACUCUGUGGAGUCAGAUGAGAAUUCAGAACCUGAAGAGCGAGCAGUUCCAGUGCGGAGUCCGUCAGAAGAAAAUGAAGUGUCUCUUUCUCUCCCUAAACAAAUCUUACAUGAUUCAUCAGGCAUGGAGAAUAGGGAAUCAGAGCUAGAUCGUCCUGAGAAAGACUCACUCAACAGUUGUUCCACAUUAUCGCUGGUUGAAAGUGGAGUUCCGACAGCUAUUUCCCUGAAAUUGAUCAUAAAGAAACAAAUCACUCGACUUCCCGAUACUCAACUGCAGGAGACGCUCAGAGCAAAACUACGCAUUCUGGAGAAUGAGAGUGGAGAGGUUGCAGCCCUUCUCAGUGAGCUUUCGGCCAGGCUGCUGUCAAUUCACAGUGAUCAAGACUUGAUUUUGGUCACUUUUAAAACAUUUGAAGAAAUCUGGAAGUUUUCAACAUAUUACUCGCUAGGCUUUGUUGGCCAUUGCUUAGAGAACCUGUUGUUGGACCAAUUGUUCUGGCUGAACAACCUGGAUGAUGAAGACGUCAGGAUUGAGGUCCAGACAAAUGGAGAAUCCUUGGAAAUAAUGUGGAAAGGCCUCCUCCUACAGGACGGUUUGUUCUUUGCAAGGUGUCCAUUAAAUCUUCAGAAAUGUGAAGAAGUUGACCUGGAACUCAAACCAAAUGAUUUUGUUGUUGUUGCGGAUGCUAAACCCAGUUCUAAAUGGGCAGGACAUUCUUUGUUCAGUGGCAAAAAGGGUUUGCUACCAAAAUCUUGCUUCCAAAGUCUGGAGCUUCUCAUUCCUUUCCACCAGUGGUUUUUCAAAAUGUUUACUGAAGAUCUUGGCAUACACAAUGAUCUGUCUUCAGAAUUUUCUUACCCACUUGGUAAGGGCUCCUGCAUCGCAAUGGUUGAUUAUGAAGGUGCUGGGCUUGAGGAGUUGAGUUUCCAAAUAGGACACAAGAUUGAGAUCAUUGGGUUGCUUAUCGCCUGCAUGCAGUGGUUUCUGGGCAAAAAUGAAACAAGUGGAAAAAUUGGAUUUGUGAAAACAAAUCACGUGAGACCCAAAGACUUUACUCCACUGACAAAUGAUCUGUUGUUCAUUGAUGAAGCAGAAAGCUCCUUUUUCACCGAGCAAGAAAAGUUCAACGAAGAAGAUUCCAUGAAGUUGCUAAAGCAACUGACACGGACAGACAUCAGUAAUGUAUAUCAAAUGGACAAAUUAGGGCCAUUGAACCCACAAUACGAGGAUGGAAAAGAGCAACACAUUCCAAGUGUUAAAGAAAUGGAUUUGAUGAAAGCUCAGCUCAAAGGACCUAUAAACAGCUCAGAAGGUACACAGUGCAGCAUAUCAAACAAUAGGAGCCAGGCUACUAGAAAGGGCUCUUUCGUUGCUGACAACGAUUCAACACUGGUGUCUGAGGAAGCAGAAGAACAGUGUUUCUGUAUCAACCACACAGAGGGCUUGGACAACCCUGAAACCUUUUACCCUUUGUUGCUUUUUUUGAACAUCAAGGGAUACAGCAAACACUUUAAAAAACUUUACGACUCCUGCUUUUCUUUUCUGAAGUCCACUUUUCAUGGCUACAGUGACGAGGAGGAAGUGGUACAUUACCUUGAGGUAGCGAGAGAGGCAGCAAGAAAGCAACGAAUGCAGUGGGCCCAAACACGUGUCUGUCUUCUGUUGGGCCGAAUGUGCGCCAAGAAGCACAAAUUCUCACAGGCCAGAGUGUAUUUUGAAGAGGCAAUAAGUUUGCUGAAAGGGGAAUUUGCAGAUCUGUUUCUAUCAAUUGCUGUGUACACGAACCUUGUCGCCACGUACCUCAAGCAGAAUAACAAAGAAAAAUGCACCUCUGUUUUUGAGAAGAUAGCAGCCUUGCUACUGGGAAUUCCAGAUUAUAUCUGUAGCACAGAUAUGGAGUCUGAAAUCCUUAAAUAUGUUUUAAGGCAUGCCGUAUUGAACAAAAAUCAGAUUGUUGAAGCCAGGGCAUGUUUUCUUCUAACUAAGCUUUACAUACAUCUUAAACAGUAUGAAGAUGCAUUGCCUUUCAUUGAACGACUGCAGUUUUUGAAAAAUAGUUUCAUGGUAGGAAACACCACUUCUUUGGACUUUCACUUUUCCCUUGGAUCAUUGUACAGUCAAAAAUGUUUGCCAAACCUUGCUCUGAGCUGUGCAAAGCUUUCAUGCUCACAGCACGGUAGGACGUUAGUGGAUUGUUUGAAAAGCACAAACUUUGUUAUGAUAGAUGCCUCAAAGCUGUGUGGAUCAGGGGGAGCCAUUCAUGUGAUUCCAACACAGGUAGCAACUUACCUUAAACGGGCACUUACCUUAGCAAGCAGACCUGAACAGGACAAUAUUUGUCGAACUAUUUACCUCAGUUUGUCAGAAAUCUACAAACACCACAAAGUCUACAGCAAAGCAGUUCUUUACAUGACAGAAGCCAUUAACACAGAAGCCUCUGUUGGUACUGAGGAAGUGAUUGACGCACAAAUUUCCCUUGCAUGUUUGCACAUUCUGAAUAGUCAGCCCUCUAAGGCUAUUGUCCUUUUGAACAUGUUGUUGGAGUACGUUCGGGAUAGUCCUGUACAGCGGGGGGUUGUUUACAAUAUGCUCGCUAUAGCUAAGAGAAGAGUGAACAACGUCAAGGAAGCUGCUGAGAACUACCGUCAAGCUUUGUCUAUCUCUGUGGAGACAGGCCUGAAAUUUAACCAAGCCAUUGCCCAGGCCAAUUUUGGAUUCCUUUGUCUCUGGUCAAAGGCCUACAGUCUGUCUGAACAAUUGAUAUUAAAGUCAAUUCAUCUUUUCUCUGAACUACCAAACGUUACCUCUGAUGAGAAUUUUAUUCACGUUCUGAUUGUGCUGGGACAAUAUUAUAUUGAUCAGCAAUUAAAAGACAAAGGGAUAUUUUAUUAUGAAUGGGCACUUCUGAUUGCAUUGAAAGGGAAUCUUAUUGAAAGCCAAGUACAAGUCACACAGUUGCUCUGCCAGUUUUACAGUUCUGAUUUCCCGAACGAGGCCCAAUGCAUCAUUUACAAUGAGUUUCUGCUUUCCCUUACUCGCAAGCUGGCAGACAAGGAACAGGAAGGCCAUGUCCUGCAGAACAUCAGCCAGCUCUACCUCUCUCUGGGAACGGAACGAGCAUUUCGGUCAGCUCUGGAAUAUACCAAAAGGAGCCUUGGAAUCUUCAUUGAUCUGAAGAAAAAAGAGCAGGAAGCUUAUGCCUGGCUUCAAGCAGGGAAGAUUUACUACAUUCUGAGAGAGAAUGAAUUAGUGGACCUCUACAUACAGGUUGCACAUGAUGCUGCUGUCAGUACGGAAAAAUUAGACUUUGCACUGGAAGUUUUUGAAGCAGCAGGAGAUGUAUUUUUUAAUGGAUCCUGGGAAAGAGAGAAAGCCAUAUCCUUUUAUAGGGAUCGAGCGCUUCCACUUGCCAUUAAGAGUGAAAACACAAAUGUAGAGCUCCGACUCUGCAACAAGCUGACAGAACUACUGAUGCAUGGGAAGAGCUACGCAGAAGCCCUGGAAUUUGCCCAAACUGCUCUGGCACUCAGCGUGUCCCUGGGAAAUAUGUUGAAUGAACGCAUUGCUUACCAUCGACUGGCUAUAAUACAUCAGUCUCUUGGGCAAUGCGAGCUGGCUGAACACUUUUAUUUGAAGGCCCUCUCCCUCUGCUCGUUUCCACUGGUGUUUGAUGAGGAGACCAUGUACUAUGUCAGAGUGUAUAUACAACUAGGAGACAUGACCUUCUAUAACCUCAAGGAUCCACAUGACGCAGCUGGUUACUAUCAUUUAGCCCUUGCAGCGGCCAUGGACCUGGGCAAUAAGAGUUCUCAGCUGAAAAUCUGUACCAGACUCGCCACUAUUUACCAUAACUUCCUCAUGGAUCGCGAAAUGUCACUUUACUUCUAUCAGAAAGCCAGAGCAUUUGCCGUUGAACUGAACAUUCGAAGAAUAAAUUUGUCACCAGCCAAGUAUUACAAAGCCAAAGCAGAGAUGCCUUCAAAGUCCCAUGUUUAAGUACGAGUGGCUCCUCUGUUGCUUUGAAGUGAUCUGCUGAAAGGUCUUGCAUAUCGUGAGUGCAACAAAGUGCAGAGCUUCAGGACUUUGAUUAUUGUCUUUAGAUGCGAAAGGUAAGCAGCUACAUUGAAGCUUCCUUUUCAGCUCACCUGCACAAACCCUGCCCUCAGCUCACUCUGCCUAUUUACUGAACCGAUAGCCUGACAUUUUGAUCCCUACCUCUAGCUGAAAUACCAGCCAGAACCACCACACUUCACAUCUAAUUAACAAUAAAAGCUUUGCCGCAG
Callorhinchus milii (elephant shark) is the source of this 4344-nucleotide messenger RNA. Its product is annotated as SH3 domain and tetratricopeptide repeat-containing protein 1. The transcript is spliced from 18 exons. The record is from RefSeq and is a predicted model, not a curated record. Lineage: Eukaryota; Metazoa; Chordata; Chondrichthyes; Chimaeriformes; Callorhinchidae. Gene Ontology annotation, molecular function: protein binding. Bases 35 to 4057 code for a protein of 1340 amino acids.